Messenger RNA from Suillus plorans, 831 nucleotides. RefSeq lists its product as uncharacterized. The transcript is spliced from 12 exons. Bases 109 to 798 code for a protein of 229 amino acids. Lineage: Eukaryota; Fungi; Basidiomycota; Agaricomycetes; Boletales; Suillaceae. The record is from RefSeq and is a predicted model, not a curated record.
UACUGCUUGACGCUUCCACAAGAGGUCCAGUCGAUCUGGGGAAAGAAGUGGGACAUCAUCAGAAUCACGUUUACCCUCACUCGCUAUGCCACCUUGGUGGGUACUGCCAUGACUACGUAUGCCGCUGUGACUGACCGGUUUAUGUACACCAGUUGCGUGACUUUCGGCGAUGUCUCAUACGGUUCACAUCUAAUAAGCAUCAUCGCUGCAGAAGGCCUGCUUAUUUUUCGUACACUCGCCUUUUGGCAUCAGAACAAAAAAUUGCUGGUGUGGCUUCUCGUUCUUGCCGUAUUUUCCAUUGUAGGGGCUGUCGGGGUGUCAAGAGUUGUGAGCGUCCUCCAUAUCGCUGACCCUCCAGGGGUCAAUAGCACAGGUUGCGUGUUUGAAAAUGGAAAAGGUGGCGCCAUACAAUAUGGUUUUUUGAUCAUUUAUGAGCUAGUGCUCAUGAUCCUUACGAUAUACAAGAGAUUCAGCUUCUACAAAGAUGCUCGAGGUCGCCUCGCCACCAUCCUUUAUCGCGAUGGGAUGAUAUACAUGACCUGCAUCAUAAUGGCAUCCUUCGCAAAUAUUCUUAUCGCCCUGGUUGCUCCUAGCACAUACUCCGACAUCCUGGAUGCACCACAGCUCGUGAUCCACGGAGUGCUAGCCUCCCGUAUCUUAUUCAAUUUGCGACAUGAGAGCCAUCAGUCGGAUUCGGCGAUCAUUGACGCAAUCAUUCCUAUGGUUAACAUGCGUCGCACCCAUGGAGGCUAUCAUGUUGCAUUCGUCGAUACAAACUCAGGGAUCGUAGAAGGGUAGUUUUGCAUGUUCGGCGAGGAUCCUAAGCCCCCA